Molecule: messenger RNA, 3062 nt
Organism: Galeopterus variegatus (Sunda flying lemur)
Lineage: Eukaryota; Metazoa; Chordata; Mammalia; Dermoptera; Cynocephalidae
Gene: AP2A2
Product: adaptor-related protein complex 2, alpha 2 subunit
Exons: 21
Coding region: 157-2745 (862 amino acids)
Biological process (GO): intracellular protein transport; clathrin-dependent endocytosis
Cellular component (GO): membrane coat; AP-2 adaptor complex
Molecular function (GO): clathrin-cargo adaptor activity
Source: RefSeq, a predicted model, not a curated record
AGUAAAGAAGCAGAAAUAAAGAGGAUAAACAAGGAACUGGCAAAUAUUAGAUCAAAAUUUAAAGGCGACAAGGCUCUUGAUGGCUAUAGUAAAAAAAAAUAUGUCUGCAAGUUGCUCUUCAUCUUCCUCCUUGGUCAUGACAUUGACUUUGGACACAUGGAGGCUGUGAACUUGCUGAGUUCAAACCGAUACACGGAGAAGCAGAUUGGCUACCUUUUCAUCUCGGUGCUGGUGAACUCCAACAGCGAGCUGAUCCGCCUGAUCAACAACGCCAUCAGGAACGACUUGGCCAGCCGCAACCCAACAUUCAUGGGCCUGGCCCUGCACUGCAUCGCCAACGUGGGCAGCCGUGAGAUGGCUGAAGCCUUCGCCGGGGAGAUCCCCAAAAUCCUCGUGGCAGGGGACACCAUGGACAGCGUGAAGCAAAGUGCUGCCCUGUGCCUGCUGCGCCUGUACAGAACGUCUCCUGACCUCGUCCCCAUGGGCGACUGGACAUCCCGAGUGGUGCACCUCCUUAACGACCAGCAUUUGGGUGUGGUGACCGCCGCCACAAGUCUGAUCACCACUUUAGCACAAAAGAACCCAGAGGAGUUUAAAACCUCUGUCUCUCUGGCUGUCUCCAGAUUAAGCAGAAUCGUGACAUCUGCAUCAACUGAUCUGCAGGAUUAUACGUACUACUUUGUCCCAGCUCCCUGGCUGUCAGUCAAGCUUCUGCGGUUGCUACAGUGCUACCCGCCCCCAGACCCUGCAGUUCGAGGCCGCCUGACAGAGUGCUUGGAGACCAUUCUGAACAAAGCCCAGGAGCCACCCAAGUCAAAGAAAGUCCAACAUUCGAAUGCAAAGAAUGCCGUGCUCUUCGAGGCGAUCAGCUUAAUCAUUCACCACGACAGUGAGCCAAACCUACUUGUCCGCGCCUGUAACCAGCUGGGCCAGUUCCUGCAGCACCGCGAGACCAACCUGCGCUACCUGGCCCUGGAGAGCAUGUGCACACUGGCUAGCUCUGAGUUCUCCCAUGAGGCAGUCAAAACACACAUUGAGACCGUUAUCAAUGCUCUGAAGACGGAGCGGGACGUGAGUGUGCGGCAGCGGGCGGUGGACCUCCUUUACGCCAUGUGUGACCGCAGCAGCGCCCAGCAGAUUGUGGCCGAGAUGCUGAGCUACCUGGAGACGGCUGACUACUCCAUCCGAGAGGAGAUUGUGCUGAAGGUCGCCAUCCUGGCCGAGAAGUACGCAGUGGACUACACCUGGUACGUGGACACCAUCUUGAACCUGAUCCGCAUUGCUGGCGAUUAUGUUAGCGAGGAGGUGUGGUACCGUGUCAUCCAGAUUGUUAUCAACCGGGAUGACGUGCAGGGCUACGCUGCCAAGACGGUGUUUGAGGCUCUUCAGGCCCCAGCAUGCCACGAGAACCUGGUCAAAGUGGGAGGCUACAUCCUAGGGGAGUUUGGAAACUUGAUAGCCGGGGACCCACGGUCCAGCCCUCUGAUCCAGUUCAACCUGCUGCACUCCAAGUUCCACCUGUGCAGCGUCCCCACGCGCGCACUGCUCCUGUCUGCCUACAUCAAGUUCGUGAACCUCUUCCCAGAGGUGAAGACCACCAUUCAAGAUGUGCUGCGCAGUGACAGCCAGCUGCGGAAUGCGGACGUCGAGCUGCAGCAGCGGGCAGUGGAGUAUCUGCGGCUCAGCACCGUGGCCAGCACUGACAUCCUGGCAACCGUCCUGGAGGAGAUGCCCCCAUUCCCAGAGCGUGAGUCCUCCAUCCUGGCAAAGCUCAAGAAGAAGAAGGGCCCGAGCACGGUGACCGACCUGGAGGAGACCAAGCGGGAGAGGAGUGUUGACGUGAAUGGGGGCCCUGAGCCCACCCCAGCCAGUGCCAGUGCCGUGUCUACGCCUUCUCCGUCGGCAGACCUGCUGGGUCUGGGGUCUGCUCCCCCUGCCCCCACGGGCCCCCCACCCUCCUCUGGCGGCGGGCUGCUCGUGGACGUGUUCUCAGACUCGGCUUCUGCAGUUGCACCUCUUGCUCCUGGCUCCGAAGACAACUUUGCCAGGUUCGUUUGUAAAAAUAAUGGUGUGUUGUUUGAAAACCAGCUGCUUCAAAUUGGACUUAAGUCUGAAUUUCGGCAGAAUUUAGGUCGGAUGUUUAUAUUUUAUGGUAACAAGACCUCCACACAGUUCUUGAGUUUUACUCCGACACUAAUCUGUUCAGAUGACCUGCAGUCUGAUCUGAACCUGCAGACCAAGCCAGUGGACCCCACUGUGGACGGGGGUGCACAGGUGCAGCAGGUGGUCAACAUAGAGUGUGUGUCCGACUUCACAGAGGCACCAGUCCUCAACAUUCAGUUUAGGUAUGGGGGCACCUUUCAGAAUGUGUCCGUUAAGCUGCCCAUCACACUGAACAAGUUUUUCCAGCCCACAGAAAUGGCUUCUCAGGAUUUCUUUCAGCGCUGGAAGCAGUUGAGCAAUCCACAACAAGAAGUACAGAACAUUUUCAAAGCAAAGCAUCCAAUGGACACGGAAAUUACUAAAGCAAAGAUUAUUGGAUUUGGUUCUGCCCUCCUUGAAGAAGUUGAUCCUAAUCCUGCAAAUUUUGUGGGAGCUGGUAUCAUACAUACCAAAACCACCCAGAUUGGUUGCUUACUACGUUUGGAGCCAAAUCUACAAGCCCAGAUGUACCGACUCACACUGCGAACAAGCAAAGAAGCCGUCUCGCAGAGGCUGUGUGAGCUGCUGUCAGAGCAGUUUUAAUCAACGCGGGUGGAAGGUCAGGCCACGCAUUUGUGCGUUUUCUUCAUCUCUGCUGUUUGUCUUCAUUACCACACUGCAAAUAAAUACCCCAUCUGAGUACUGCAGUUCGAGGCACCUCCCAAUCCUGCUUUUCCAGAGCCUGUCCCUUUCGGUGUGGCUAGGAACAUAAAUAUGUGGUUUAAGAAGAGAAGCUGAGCCUGACUACAGUGGGCCUGCUGAGUCAGAGGAGGGGUGUGGGUCCUGGGAUCACUUUCCAUAGAAAUCAAGACAGUUCUGUGGUUAAAUCUACAAAUUAAAGGGAAAUUAGAAGUUUGGAU